UGAUUAGCAACAAACGUCAAAAUCGUUGACAACGUUCUCCGGCCGGAACUCGUGAAAUGGCUUGUAAAAAAGUUCCAAUUGUAGUUAAUAUCCAACAACGACGAGGAUUGAUAUACGAUGCAGAAGACUACUUCACACUCCGCGGCGUUUAUCGUAUCGUGGGGAACCUCAUCGGAAUUCCGGUAUCACACCCCAGAAACGUUAACCAACAAGGCCUCCCGGCGGUACUGUCUUGCUAUGAAUUAAAGCUUUUACUUGAGAAAAAUUUGGUGCGACUAGUUGACAAAAAUGCGGCCUUUAUGACUGCUCCGAAUGAUUCGCAAACCGAACGUUAUUUAAACAUGACUCAGCAACAGAAAGAAGAGCUGAGGAAACCGGUAAUAGAGAAACGGUUAGAAUCCUUCCGGAAGCAUUUACCAAGAAUUAUCGAAGGGAAACGGCAAAAGUUGAUCAAAUCCGGCCACGACCUUAAAGCAGGAAUUUAUAUCACUCCGGAAAGGGUUCUUCAAGACGAACGGGAUCGAUUAGCCAAAGAACCUUUUGAUAUACUUCUUCAGUUACCUACCAAACAUCCUUUGGAAGUUGAUUCCUCAUUCCUACCAUUACAUUUGAGUGCAGAAGAAACACUUAAAUUCCGUGUUUUCAAGGCUCUGUGGAACGAAGGGGGAUACAUAACGGUAGGGGAUGCUUUUGGCUGUGAUUUCUUGCUGUAUCCAGACGAUCCGCUUUAUUUCCACGCCUCACAUAUGGUACACGUGUUGAAAGAUAAAGCUAGAAGAUUAGAUGUAAAAUAUCUGAUUAGAAUUUGCCGCCUGGCAAUCGUGGUGAACAAACUUUGUGUUAUCGCCUACCUGGACGAUCGUUGUGAUGGAGUUGUUUUUGAAACUGUUGAAUGGGAAGGAAAUGCGAAUAAAUCUGAUUCGAUCUAA
Anopheles darlingi is the source of this 929-nucleotide messenger RNA. It is a transcript of the gene Tsen34, whose product is annotated as tRNA-splicing endonuclease subunit Sen34. Gene Ontology annotation, biological process: tRNA-type intron splice site recognition and cleavage; tRNA splicing, via endonucleolytic cleavage and ligation. Gene Ontology annotation, molecular function: nucleic acid binding; tRNA-intron lyase activity. Lineage: Eukaryota; Metazoa; Arthropoda; Insecta; Diptera; Culicidae. Gene Ontology annotation, cellular component: tRNA-intron endonuclease complex. The coding region runs from base 57 to 929 and encodes 290 amino acids. The transcript is spliced from 4 exons. The record is from RefSeq and is a predicted model, not a curated record.